Messenger RNA from Bombus pyrosoma, 3552 nucleotides. It is a transcript of the gene Axn, whose product is annotated as axin. Gene Ontology annotation, biological process: negative regulation of canonical Wnt signaling pathway. The coding region runs from base 770 to 3244 and encodes 824 amino acids. The record is from RefSeq and is a predicted model, not a curated record. Lineage: Eukaryota; Metazoa; Arthropoda; Insecta; Hymenoptera; Apidae. The transcript has 8 exons.
UAAAUUGACGAUCGAUUUGUUCAACCCUUAAAACACGUCGAUAACAAAACGAAUGAUUUAUACCGAUCUAAAACUCUAUCGAAAGUAACAUGUUCUCGCAGAAUUAGGUGAAAAGAAAAUUCUUGGAGAUGAAUGAAUGACGGCGCGUCAACUAGAUACAGGACUGCUCGCGGCAAGGGCAUAGGCCAUGCGGCCCGUUGAUUGGCCGGUCUUUGAAGGGGCAAGUUUAGUCAGAGGCCGCAAGAGUGCGCGUCCCGCGCACUCGUGUUAGAUCUCGAUGGCGACCGAGAUGUGCCUGAGAGACGAGCCGCGAAAUGCCUAGCUGUGUAGUGUUUGAUUCAUCGUGAAUUCAUUGUGAUCCCCGUUUACUCGAUACGAUCGGGAAACACUUUGCAUGCCUCCACCGUGUCAACACGCCAUUAUUGUUACGGUCGUUCGGCGCGGUGUGUAUAUAUUUCGCCGUGAGUGUGGUGCGUGUGUGCGUCGUGUCGAAGUGUCGAGAGUUCACGCCGAAUCAUCGUCGUCGCUAGGAGAGAGCGAGAAAGUAAGGACGAAGAAAGAGAGGUACGAUGUGUCUGCGUUUCAGCCCGUACCAUUUUUUCGUCGAUAGUUGACAUUUUCGAGGAUGAAACAGAGGUCUCGCCGGAGAGACGCAUCGUCAUCACGGCACUAGCAAAUACAAGCACCGUCGGAUAUACCGAGUUUGGUUUAACCAUGUCUACUAAGAGGCGUCGUGGGCCUAAAUUAAAUAUAGAGCGUAAAAUAAUACAUGAAGGCCAUAAUAGAUAGGAUGAGUGGAUCUCGACAGAACGAAGCACGUUGCUUCAAUGAAAACUCUCCACGGCCACCAGUGCCUGGAGAGGAAACAGGAAACUACAUCAGCAGGGUCCGUCCACAGAGUCCAACUCUGACCCCUAGGCGUUCUUCUCUUACAACACCAACAGCUGCAGGUUGCGAUGCUUCGGCACCUUUGGGAUUUGAACCGGAAGGUUGCUGUAGUACGACAACUAUGGAAAGUGAUUCGCCACCUGCUUGCUUGCGGUGGGCCAGGAACCUGCAUUCUUUGCUGCAGGAUCCAGUGGGCUUGGAAUUGUUCAGAAAAUAUCUGGAUCAAGAAGGCAGACCUCAUGCAAAUCCUCUUAAUUUCUGGUUCGCCUGUGAGGGCCUCAAGGAACAAGAUGAUCCUGAAAGGAUAAAUCAAUUGGUUAAACUUAUCUACAGAAAGUUCUUCCUCAAGUCGCAGUUAGCUAUACCUGAAGAUGUACGAAAGGAGGCUAAUCGUCGGGUUAAAGAAGGGCGGGUGGACGAAAAAGUAUUUGAUGCUGUACAGUUGGAAGUUGAGCGUCUCAUUAAUGAGACUACAUAUCCAAACUUUCUUCGAUCCGAUAUGUAUCUUCAAUACGUUCAAUCCUGCCAAAACCCGGAUUCUGGUGGAUGUCCUAGUUCAGGAUCCAGUCGAGAGAUGUCUGUUUCUUGUGGGCCAAGUUUAUUGCCCACUGUCCACGAAGACAGUGAAUUUGUUAGUUCCAUACAUAGCUCACAUUCAGCUAGUGAAACGCCUGGGGAAUUGAGGGGUGAGCUGAGAUUGACCAAAGAUAUGCUUAUGGCUACUCAACAAACUAGGGCGAUGGAUCUUCGGCCGAAGCCAGAAGCGUAUGCUGGCAUUUAUUUACAACAUGGGGCUAGUCCAUAUAAUAUGCUCGCACUCAGACUGCACGCUCAAUAUUCCUCAUACAACCCAGUAUCCAGACAGGAUUCAGAACUUCAAAGCUUGAGCAGUGAUGCACGAACUGAAUCAGACAAUAUGUCUCUCACCGAUUCAUCAGUUGAUGGAGCGUCAAUGAGUAAACAACGAAGUAAAAAGCAGUAUAUAAGACAAUCUAGAGCUAUUAAAGAUUCAGCUAGUUUAAAUCGUGAUCCGCUGGCUCAUCAUACUAUCAUCCCUCGUACACAGCGAGUACCACGUGAUUUAAUGCGUCCUCUGAAACCGGAAAAAUUUGCUCAAGUGCUUAUUGAAAAGUUGGAGAACGUUAAACGCGAACGAGAAUCUCAGGAAAAAUUUGAUAGGCAUUUGCAGGAGAGCGAUACUAUUAAUAAGGAUGCAUCAUUGGAGAUGUCAAGUGGAGCACCGAAAGCACUAGCUGAUGCAUUGAGAGAAAAGUUAAUGAUAGAAGAGGAUAAUGAUCAAGCGAUUUUGGACCAACACGUGUCACGAGUUUGGUCGGAUCUAACGCCUUCUCGAUCUCCUGGACUCUCAUCCCCAAGACUGCAUUCGCCUGAAAGAAGACGUUCUACGCACAAUUAUUCACGGCCGUACAAACAGAGAAAAGAAAAGGACGUGUUCUCUACGUUUUCAGCAGAUAGUGGUAAUAUUCACGAUUUUCAAGAAGGCAGCGAUCUUGUCGGAGCUGGCUCCAUGAGUUCACUAGGAUCUCACUUGCCUAAAUCUAAAUCCGUGCCAUCAGAUUAUGCCGAUUCCCUCCAUAAACAAGACCUAUAUCUUCAAGGUCAUGAUCAAAGAUUCCGAAGGUCAGACAUGACUAGAAGAUCAGCCACAAAGAAGUCUAUGACGGAAUUAACUGACAGUGGUGUUAGUGUUGUAAGUGACGUGCCACCAUCUACAAUUAGCAAAGAUAUUCGUCUUUUAUCGUGGCUUAAAGAAACUGACAAGAAAGCGGAUAUCAAACAUAGCCGCCAUGGGAAGAAGUAUGGUUCUCGCAGUGGCUCUUUGGAAAGGACAAACAGGGAAACAUGGGGCGUUCCUGCUCAGCCUUUUGUUGCAGAUCCAGGAAUGCCACCUUUACCACAACCUCAUACAGCAACCCAGUUAGAAGAAGCAAGAAGAAGAUUAAUAGAAGAAGAUAGAGCACGCUCGAGUUGUAAACAACGUCAUUCUAAUAUUUCUAAACAAUCGUCGUACGAGCCUACAAUGCAAAGUCAAUCUUAUGUCCAAUCAAACCAAUCAACGUUAAAGAAGACGAAGCAAGAUAUUGGAGAUUUUACCACCGUUGUGUUCAGUUUCUGUGACGAACAGUUUCCUUAUAGGACUAAAAUUCCUGGUCAUAAUGUCACUUUAAAACAAUUUAAAGAAUACCUUCCUAAGAAAGGCAGCUAUCGAUAUUUCUUUAAAACCGAGUGUGAGGACUUGGAUACGAAGGUUAUUCAAGAAGAAAUAACUGACGAUUCUGAAGUCCUACCGUUAUGGGAGGGUAAAGUUAUGGCGCAAGUCAAGGCGCUCGAGUGAUAGACUGAAACAAGGAUUAUUCUGAAUAAAAGAACGUGCUAACUUCGAACAAGUGCCGCAACUAAUUUUAUUUAAGAGGACCAGCAUUCUAUAAGAAGAAAACCACAAUAAGGCGAUAUUCGGUGUUAGUUUAUUGGAGUUGCUAAAGCGGUUUCUUCCGCUUAAGUUAACCGAGCAAGUGCUUUUAAUCGAUAAAACAAAAAACCUGUUAAACCAGCAAAACCGUUAUAUGUUUAUUAAGUAAAAGAAAAAAAAAAGAAAAACAAAACGUCUUUAGAUAAAUAUACAUAAAUUUUAUUGAACAUUUA